Messenger RNA from Tuber melanosporum (Perigord truffle), 1473 nucleotides. RefSeq lists its product as uncharacterized. The record is from RefSeq and is a predicted model, not a curated record. The coding region runs from base 1 to 1473 and encodes 490 amino acids. Gene Ontology annotation, cellular component: membrane. The transcript has 6 exons. Gene Ontology annotation, molecular function: carbohydrate:proton symporter activity. Gene Ontology annotation, biological process: transmembrane transport; carbohydrate transport. Lineage: Eukaryota; Fungi; Ascomycota; Pezizomycetes; Pezizales; Tuberaceae.
AUGUGCAAACUCUACUUCUUCCUCUUCAUUGCCUUUCUGAAUUCGUGCAUAAAUGGAUACGACGGAUCGUUGAUGGGAGGAAUAAACGCCAUGAAGUAUUACCAGAGUUACUUCAAGAUGAAAACUGUUGGGUCAGAGACAGGAUUAGUUUUCUCGAUCUACACCAUUGGGAAUAUCAUUGGAUCCUUCUUCUGUGGUCCAUUUACCGAUUGGUGGGGACGGAGAUGGGGAAUGUUUAUUGGCGCGAGUAUCAUCAUCGCGGGUACCUGCGUGCAGGCUCCUUCCACUUCCCAUCUUGCGUUCGCUGGAGGAAGAUUUAUUCUCGGGUUCGGUGUUGCGACAUGCGCAACUGCGGGGCCUUCCUACGUUGCAGAGAUGGCUCACCCCGCGUGGAGAGGGACGCUGACGGGUCUUUACAACACCUUUUGGUUUGUCGGAGGGAUUCCUGCAACUUGGACUCUCUACGGAACUCAACAUAUCGAAUCCGACCUCUCAUGGCGCUUGCCCCUCUGGUUCCAGUCCAUCGCAGCUGGUACAGUAAUGUUAGGUUGCCUCUUUUGCCCAGAAACCCCGCGAUGGCUCGUCUCGAACGACCGCCAUGAGGAGGCAAUCCGAGUAAUGGCCCGAUAUCACGGAGAGGGAGACCGAAACUCCCCAAUUGUGCUCCUAACAUACAGAGAAAUGAUCGAAGAGAUUGCAACAGAAGGUUCCGACAAGAGGUGGUGGGAUUACAAGGAUCUUUUCAACUCCAAAUCAGCAUGGUGGAGGCUUUCCUGCGUGGUUGGAAUGGCCUUCUUCAGCCAGUGGUCCGGCAACGGCGCCGUAUCAUACUUCAUGCCCGUCCUCCUCGACCAAAUCGGAGUCAAGGACGGGCGUACGCAACUACUUUACAACGCAAUUCUGAACGUGAUCUCCUUCGUGAUGGCCACAAUUGGGGCCCGCUUUGUAGACCGACUGGGCCGGCGAGUAGUCCUUCUGAUCGGCACAUCCCUGUUCGUCGUGUGGUGGACAGUCAUCACCACGCUGACCGCACUCUACGGGGAUGAGGAGAACGAUAACACGUAUGGCUCCCGUUCCGCCAUCGCCUUCAUCUACAUCUUUGGCAUCACGUACUCCUUCUCCUACACCCCGCUGCAGGCGCUCUACCCGGUCGAGUGUCUGGCAUACGAGACACGUGCUAAGGGAAUGGGCAUGUACAACCUGUUUGUCAACGUCGCGGCAUUCUUCAAUACUUAUGCCAUCCCGACGGUCUGGGAGAGAAUCAAGUGGAGGUUCUACUUUGUAUAUAUCGCUUGGGACGUGUUUGAGGUUACGUUUAUUUACUUCUUCUUUGUUGAAACAAAGGGCAGAACCCUUGAAGAAAUCAACGAAAUCUUCGAAGCACCAUACCCGAAGCGAAAGUCGAUGCAAAAGCACAUUGUAGUGAUCACAGAUCGGGGUAUUCUAGAUAAAGGGCUAGAGGAACACUACUAA